Messenger RNA from Tachyglossus aculeatus (Australian echidna), 6556 nucleotides. RefSeq names its product p21 (RAC1) activated kinase 3 (gene PAK3). NCBI's taxonomy places the organism in Eukaryota, Metazoa, Chordata, Mammalia, Monotremata, Tachyglossidae. The transcript has 16 exons. The record is from RefSeq and is a predicted model, not a curated record. Gene Ontology annotation, cellular component: cytoplasm. Gene Ontology annotation, molecular function: protein serine/threonine kinase activity; ATP binding. Gene Ontology annotation, biological process: protein phosphorylation; intracellular signal transduction; regulation of MAPK cascade. The coding region runs from base 147 to 1823 and encodes 558 amino acids.
UUGAGACGGAAGGCCUAGGAGGCUCAGAAGAGGACUUUAGAGGCUGGACCUUGGGUGUGAGGAAAGCCUGGACAGCCUAGCCAUAUCCCAAACCACGACAACUCCACGACUCCAAAUCGAGACGGUGAGGGCUGCCGUCGCUGAAGAUGUCCGACAGCGUGGAGAGUGAAGAGAAACCCCCCGCCCCGCCGUUGAGAAUGAACAGCAACAACCGCGACUCCUCAGCGCUCAACCACGGCUCCAAACCGCUUCCCAUGGCCCCCGAGGAGAAGAAUAAGAAAGCCAGGCUGCGUUCCAUCUUCCCGGGAGGAGGGGACAAAACUAAUAAGAAGAAAGAGAAAGAGCGUCCGGAGAUCUCUCUUCCUUCAGACUUUGAACACACGAUUCAUGUGGGGUUUGACGCAGUUACCGGGGAAUUCACUCCAGAUCUCUAUGGCUCACAGAUGUGCACAGGGAAGCUCCCAGAGGGGAUUCCUGAACAAUGGGCCAGGCUGCUACAAACCUCCAACAUAACCAAACUUGAACAGAAGAAGAACCCGCAGGCCGUUCUGGAUGUCCUCAAGUUUUAUGAUUCCAAAGAGACGGUUAACAAUCAGAAAUACAUGAGCUUUACUUCAGGAGAUAAAAGCGCACAUGGAUACAUAGCAGCCCAUCCCUCGAGCACAAAAACUGCAUCAGAACCUCCCCUGGCUCCGCCUGUUUCAGAAGAAGAAGAUGAAGACGAAGAAGAAGAAGAGGAUGACAAUGAGCCACCUCCCGUUAUUGCACCAAGACCCGAACAUACAAAAUCGAUCUACACACGUUCGGUAAUUGAACCCAUUGCUACACCAACACCCUCUAAAGAGGCCUCGACCGUCAUGCCCGAAAACUCCAGCCAGAGCACUUUGUACAGGACAACUGACCGGCAGCGCAAGAAAUCCAAGAUGACGGAUGAGGAAAUCCUGGAGAAACUGAGAAGCAUUGUAAGUGUUGGUGAUCCUAAGAAGAAAUAUACACGAUUUGAAAAAAUUGGCCAAGGGGCGUCAGGUACUGUUUAUACGGCAAUAGAUAUCGCCACCGGACAGGAGGUGGCCAUAAAGCAAAUGAACCUCCAACAGCAGCCGAAAAAGGAAUUAAUUAUUAAUGAAAUUCUGGUCAUGAGGGAAAAUAAGAACCCCAAUAUCGUUAAUUACUUAGAUAGCUACUUAGUGGGCGACGAACUUUGGGUGGUAAUGGAAUACUUAGCCGGGGGCUCCUUGACGGACGUCGUCACAGAGACCUGCAUGGAUGAGGGACAGAUCGCAUCUGUCUGUCGAGAGUGCCUCCAAGCCUUGGAUUUCUUGCAUUCAAAUCAAGUGAUCCAUAGAGACAUCAAGAGUGACAACAUUCUGCUCGGAAUGGAUGGAUCUGUUAAACUGACCGAUUUUGGGUUUUGCGCCCAGAUCACCCCUGAGCAGAGUAAACGGAGCACAAUGGUGGGGACUCCGUACUGGAUGGCACCCGAAGUGGUGACAAGGAAAGCGUAUGGACCCAAAGUGGACAUCUGGUCGCUGGGGAUCAUGGCCAUAGAAAUGGUGGAAGGAGAGCCCCCGUACCUCAACGAAAACCCGCUCAGGGCUCUGUAUCUGAUAGCGACCAACGGCACCCCCGAACUUCAAAAUCCGGAGCGACUGUCGGCCGUAUUCCGAGACUUCCUUAAUCGCUGUCUCGAGAUGGACGUGGACAGGCGAGGCUCUGCCAAGGAGCUCUUACAGCAUUCAUUUUUAAAAUUAGCCAAGCCUCUCUCCAGCCUGACUCCUCUGAUCAUUGCAGCCAAGGAGGCGAUUAAGAACAGCAGCCGCUAGCACUGGGGGCCCGCCCCCCCUCCCACCCCACUCCCCCAUGCCAGUUCCCUCGGGAGCAGGACUGGAAAAAAAAAAAAAAAGAAAAACUCUCAAACCUCAACUCCUGUGCUGCCGGCCGGCCGGACCAAAAAGACAGACCGUCGUCGACAGGCCUAAAGGGUGGGGCGGAAUCGGCUCUCCUAGGAAUAGCAACUUCCCAUGAGUCUUUCUCCCUGCUCCUCAGAUCACUUAACUUAUUCUCCCAGCCGGAACACAGCCCGAAAGGAGGACAGCGAACACGGACGUGGCUUCCUCGGGGCCGUUUCCCACACGAAGCAAGAGGACUUCCUCGCAGUGAACAAACAUUUCGCGCAUUCACUUUUAAAACGGUGGGCUCUUAGAGGUGCACAGUCCCUUCUCUGAAUGUUUUGGUUGGCUUCGGAGUUGGAGAAGGGGGUAGGGUGGCAGGGGAGAGGACCUUCCUGGGUUCAGGGACGACCUCGAAACCUCCUCCACGUAGUACGUUCAUUCUUUUAGAAGGCCAGGAAGAAAGGACUAGUUAGAAUGAGGGCAGCGGGGGGACCCAGCCUCCUGUUGAAGCAGCAGGCCUCCAAUAUCUCCCUCCCAUUUUGAGCCUCCUUCCGUAGUGGCAGCUUGAGUUGUGCAACUCUUUCUUUUCCUUGGAAAAGUUUAUUUUAAGGAAUAAAAAAUACAGUAAAAAGAUGGAUGAGUUUCCGCAGAAAGGUAUUUUUUGUUGGUUUUUUUUUUAAGUUGAUGCUUUGACGGUAUCCCAGCACAUUUUUUCACCCCAGGAGAGUUUACCCGGCAGUCUGUGUAAGCUUGCAUUUGGACUACUGGAAAGGCGCGAGUGGAAAUAACAUUUCUAGAGAGCCGCUCCCAACCCAGGGGAACCUGCAGGGAGAGAUGGGGGUUUUUUUUAGGGCAGAGAGACCUGAGGGCAAUAAGGUGAACGAAGAUGAAAUUGCCUGCUUUCGGAUCUUCAUGCGGUACGCGUAUAUUGAGGGAAGAAGAAACUUCUCAAAGAUUAUCGAGCCAGGGAGUGAUCUUUUUAACAUGAGAUGAAGGUUGUUCAAUUUGACCAUUUGUACUUUUUAAUGAUAAAGUGAUCUGCAGGUGACAGUCGUGAUUAGCCUGUACUCAGAAAAUCUGUUUUUGUAGAAUAUUUGCUGCAGUAUUUUCAGUUUUAAAAAUGGGUGGACAGCGGAAUGUGUUCCAACAGCGCUUGACUAAGGCUUCUGCUAGAGUCCAUCCUGUGACCUUUCUGAUGCUAUUGCAGGUAAAGAUUUUUUUCAGAUUCAGCUUGGUGGUGUUUGAAUACCAGCUCCAUCUUCCAACCAGCUCCUCUCCCUCAUCCCCUCCCCUCAAUGUGGUUCCCAAAAUAUACCUAGUUUGGGUUUGUCUGAGACCCACUGGGGAAAUACUGAGUAUUUUUGGUUUUUGUGGUUGGGUUUGGAAUACACAGUUAAGGAUUUACGCUGACGAAAAGGAAAAAAAAAAGAUUCGGAGAAUUUCUGAGAACAGUAUAUUGCUUCUCUUUUUGAGUUAACUGUCUAAUUGUUAGGACCUAGAAGAUAGCAUUUGGAGUCCUUGAAAACCUGUUGAUUUGUAAUUUGUCGUGUAUUCAGUGGGGCAUUGUCUUCAUGCGAUGGUGAGAAGUCAAGGGGAAAGUGAUUGUUUCUAUUUCCAUGUAUUGCUUUCUCUCUGCUGAAAAUGCAGCAAGCUGACCCAUGUAAGAUAGCACUUUCUCUGGAGAGUUUCUGUCCAACGUACAAUGGUACUCCCCUUUGUUUAGGCAGUUACAUUAUUUGAUUUCCUGCUAUCCUAUUUGUUGUCUUCAGCCGUGACAUUGGUGUGUUUUUGUUGUUGGUUUUUUACACCCCCUUCCCAGGUGAUCUCUGAAAAGGGAUCAUGGAAAAAGAAAAUCUAAAGGUCAUCUCACUCUGGCGUGAUGGGAUGGAAAAUUAAUUGGGGCCAGUGUUCUCAAUGCAACUGCUUUUUCAUAAGAGGCCUUAAUUUGUAUUUUCUUUUUUUAACAGUUUAUUCUGUUUUGCAGUAGUAAAUGCUAGGAUGCUGACCUAUCUCAGUAAGUAAUCCUCCACCCCAACCAAAUGGCACCCAAUAGUGGAAUCUAGCUGACUCCGAAAUGGAGGAGCCGCAUCUCCGAGGUGUUUCCUUGGAGAGGGGGAAGGAGUAAUCUUGGGCCCUGGGCCCCAGGCCUGCUCCUGAACCUUAUUUUCUUAUUGGUGUGAUGUUUUCUGCGUAUCUGAGCAGAUCACGCGAAAGCAUCCCGGAGCAUCUUUGCCUCUGCAAAAAAAGUCAUCUUAUGCAGCCUAUUGUAAAUCUUUGGGGCCGGCCUCUGGCAGUCACCCCAAUUCCAAAGACCCGUCCCAGGGUUGGAGAGUUACAGGGGUAUCAUUUUAAGAAGUGGAAAAUUUUUCCUCGCAUCACCUAAUAAUUUGUUUUCUAACCCUGUAGGUAUCUCCUCCCUCACCCCAACCCACAGGUCAGAAUUGCAAAGUCUUUACGUCACUCCAAAGCUCUAGGCUGGUGAGGGGGUGUGAACACUGAGCCAGAAGCGCUGGAUAGUACUUGUUGAGCGCUUCCUACUCUGCAGAGCAGUAACAAGCAGCGCAGCCAAGAGAUGAGUUAGAAGCACAGUAAAAGCGAUUUGGGAAAACACAGGUACCAUUUUAGUAAGGAUCCAGGGAAAGGUCCCGGGGCGGCUGGAUUUCUGGAACUUCCGAGGCCAUCGGGUUGGUCGCCGCGCCCAGGGAACGUUUGAAACGUCCCCUGUUUUGUCUGUCUGCUACUGUAAAUACAUUUGCAUCUCCCGUUACUGGACAUCCAUUUGGCUACUGGAUAGCCAAAUCUUUUUUGCAGGGUAACUCAAGUAUGCAUUCCUCUUCUCUUAUGGGGUCCACGUUUCUUUCAGGCUGGGGAAUUUCAGAGCCUCAUUUUUGUUCCCGUCAGCCGGCCCCCAUGCCUCGCCCUCCCCCAGAAGCACAGUCAGCUACUCAAAGGCAAGGAAAACUGGCAUGACUUCCCGUCUGCCAGAGAGUGUUUCUUUCCGAGAACUUGGAACUAUUUUUGUGUACAGAAAGACUAUUUCUCAAUUCAGCGAGCAUGCAACUAAUCCUAUUCCUUUGCUCCGCGGAUUGUCAAGCGAGUAGGCUGGUAGUCCAAGCGAAAUCACAGAAUCACCGGAUAGAAACAUGGAAAAUGAAGGCAGAAGUCAAGCCUGUCUGGCUAGAACACAGAACAGCUGGACGAGAAACUGUUGGUAGAGGUGCAGUGAGCUUCCUAGCCUGGGUGCUGAAGGUAAAUUCAUACACACACACACACACAUCAGCUCCUCUCUCUCUCUCUCUCUUCCUCCCAUCAAAAGACAGCUGGGGAGAGGCUGCUCACAAAUUGAGCAGCAACCCCUUUCAAGCACUUUCUUUUCAGGCCCUCGAAGUUGGUAGAAAGUGUCGGCCAGCACCCGUGCCUGGUGUGACCUAGCCAAGGUGGCCCCUGCAUCUUUUACUAGUGUCCUUACGUUUGAGCUUUGGAGGGCAGCAGGGCCCUUAGAAAAAAAAAUGUUUGGGUCACCACCCCUGCUCCUUGGCCUGUUCCAGUUCCCAUCUACGGGCUCGUGGUCCUAAAUACGCACCAGACGAGCGGUUCAAGAAGCCCCGUAGCUCUACCGGGUGAGGAAAUGUGACAGAAAUCUGGGUGGGUGGAGGGUGAGUCCAUUCCCACUCUCUCUUGUGGGUGUUCACGUCAUUCGUCCCAAGCUUUCACAUGGACAGUAACGGUUCUGAUCCACAGGUUAAGGGCAGUUCCCUCAACAGCCACCCACUGUGUACAGUCGCCGAUGCCCCCGUCACCUCCGCUCCGAUGUGGUGCUUUACAGAUCACGCUGGGGAAAUCGGGGCUCAGGUUUUCAGCGUCUGAGCCUUCUGCCGUUGAUGACUGCUGAGAUUCAGGCCCAGGUAGUAAAGGCAAAAUGCGAAUGGAGUUGCUAGAGACGACACCACGAUAGCAGCAUUCAGCAGUGUUGUCGGGGGCUGGGGGGAAGGAUGCAGGACCAAAAGAUAAAUAUCCAGAUGAAAAGAGCGUGUGACAGCCAGCUCGGCUUGGAAUGACCCUCCUUGUGACUAGUAACCAUGUGGGAUUACUGUAUGCUUAUGGUAUUUUAUGGACGCACAAACGCACACACAAACCGCUGAGGUUUUGCACUAUAUCCUGGAAGCAUUAAUGAUUUCAGUGAACCUCAGUGCAAUCCCCAGUUCAGUUGAAAGUAACCUGUCCUGGGGUCUUCUGAAUUCCCCUUGGGGUAUCUGGAUGAAAACAAAACCCAGAGUAGGAGUCUUAAUUUUCAUUUUUUUUUUAAAUCAGAGCUGCAUCUCAUUUUGCUGGACAUUCCUUUUUUUUUAGGAUGUGUUAUCUGUAAAAACCGUGUGGUGAAAUUCUCCUGUAACUUUGGAUUAAAAGGUACCUAUGGUUUAAAAAAAUAAUAAGUUAUUUUCUUUUAAUGCUGACGGCCUGGCUCCAUCUUGAUGACCUCGGCAUCCUUUUUUUUUUUGGAAAGAGAAUUUUUUUUGUUUCCAAUAUUAAGUUAUUUUAAAUUGUGGUUGAAGCAAUAGAAAAUUGAAAUAUGGAUUGUGCAUGACCGUGUCUUGAGUGUAAAAAAUAUUGCAGUUUGAAACUUGGACCUAAAGUAUUGAGAAUAAAAGUGAAAUACCAUCGAA